Molecule: messenger RNA, 10763 nt
Organism: Bicyclus anynana (squinting bush brown)
Lineage: Eukaryota; Metazoa; Arthropoda; Insecta; Lepidoptera; Nymphalidae
Product: unextended protein
Exons: 16
Coding region: 120-3521 (1133 amino acids)
Biological process (GO): transport; magnesium ion homeostasis
Cellular component (GO): plasma membrane
Molecular function (GO): transmembrane transporter activity
Source: RefSeq, a predicted model, not a curated record
UACUGCAGUUCCGGCAACAAUUGCCGCCGCGAGUCAGACUGUCAAGCGAGAAAAACAUGUCGCUGUGUUUUUAAUACAAAGAAUUUCUCAUUUUAUUUUCAUCUAACUGAGUUUUUGCAAUGGCACCGGUGUCCUGUGUGUUACGGACUUGUGGGAUAUUAUUAUAUUUGAUAUUACAAGUGCACGCAACGAGGAAUUUAACUGUAGAACCAUGGAUAGUGUCUUUAAAAGUGGAAGCAAAAUCAUGUGUAGAUGUCCGGUGUAAAUAUUUGUUAUUAGUGAACGGCACGGAGUUUUUAGGGCAUUAUUCAUGGAAAUUAACGUCUACAGCAGCAGCUAGGGGUAGUUAUUGUGAUAAUAUAUACUCAGAUUAUGAAAUAAAUGAGGUGAAAACUACGGAAUUUUUUACGCGAGUUCGUUUGGCAUUGCCGAAUUAUGUGGAUAAAAUCUUCUUCUGUUUACGACAUAGUGUUAAAGAAUACACCCCUGUCGGUGGUACAUGGGUCCACCAAGGUGCUGAUUUAUUUUUGGAACCCAAGACGGAUGCCAGUGACGCCGACAAUUCGAAUAAAAUGUUAGAGACUGAAAUCCAGCAACAAGUCCAAUCUCGCGGUGAUCUCCAAGAGAGCAGCACAGAUUGGGCCGACCUGUCGCACGACACCGAUGUCAAUUAUCUACCGAAUCCCCCUAGACUAACUAGAGAAGAAGAAAACGAUAUAGAAAUGUAUAUUAAUGAUAAAUAUGUACCAAUUAGCAAUAUAAAAGAUGUAUAUAGCGCGGAAGUACUAAAUUACAAUCAUGAUACAAAUGAAAUACAAGAUGUAGAAAGUAUGGAUAGAAAGAAACGGGAAACAAUUAAAAAUGUUAAUUUUGAAAACCCCAAUGAUUUUAAGAGUAAAAUUAGAAAAAACAAUUUAGUAGAUACAAAUAAUGCAGAAAAUUUAAACUAUAGCAUUAAAAAAAACGCAGUACAAGAUAAAUCGCAUGAUGAAAACCAGUCAGAAUCAACUUAUGGCAUAUUUACAAAUGGCAAUAAUAUAAAUGAAAAUUAUAAUAUUUAUGAUGGAGUACAUCAUAUGUUAAACAUUGUAGACAAUACAGUAAUUAGAAAAAAACGAGAAAUAAUAAAAGAUAUUAAUGAUCUAAAAGGUGAUGAUAAAUCAAUUGAUGUGAUACCAAAAGAUGAUAAAAAUGAUGAAAGUAAAAAACCAAUUAUAGCACAUGCCCAAAUAAGUGAUUUAGGUGAUUUGGGGGAUUCCCCUCGAGUGCGAGCUAGUUGGGGACCGGUUGCAAUAGAAGGUCUGAGGGUCGAGGAUUCGGAUAAAGAGACGAGCAUCAUUGAAGAUGGGAUCCCUGAUGUAUUCGCUGACACUAAAGUUGUACUCAGGUUGUUCGGCGAGGGCCUGACGCCCCGGACGGUGAUAACGUUCUCCCACGACGUGCUGCCGCCCGGACAACCCUGCAAGUUCAUGCUCAAAGCAGAAUAUAUGGCAAAAGAAGGGUCAGUAACCGCCACAUCAGCUCUAUUCGAAAUAAUCGCUCCACCACCAUUAACUGACAACAAAUUCUACAUAUGCGCAAAGAAUCUAAAACCUGGUGUCGACGCACCAGAGAACGACCAAGGCGAAUACCUCCACCAAGGCACAGAACACUGGAAGAUGUUCGCAACACACAAGAAAAUGUUGCCUUUAUGGGCGUCUCUGAUAUUGAUAUUGAUUUGUCUGUCGUUUUCCGCGUUGUUCUCUGGUUUGAACCUGGGACUGAUGUCUUUGGAUAGGACGGAGUUGAAGAUCAUAUCGAACACUGGUACGGAGCAAGAGAGGAACUACGCUAGGGCGAUCAUGCCUGUGCGUGAUCAUGGGAACUAUUUGCUGUGUAGUAUUUUACUCGGCAACGUGGCGGUGAACUCAACGUUCACGAUUCUCCUGGAUGAUCUGACGUCCGGCCUGUUCGCGGUGAUAUUCUCCACGCUGGCCAUCGUGCUGCUGGGCGAGAUCACCCCGCAGGCGAUCUGCUCGCGCCACGGGCUCAUGGUGGGCGCCAAGAGCAUCAUGAUCACGAAGGCAGUGAUGGCUCUGACGGCGCCGCUGGCGUUCCCGGUGAGCAAGCUCCUGGACUACUUCCUGGGGGAGGAGAUCGGCAGCGUGUACAACAGGGAGCGGCUCAAGGAGUUGGUCAAGGUGACGACAGACGUGAACGAUCUAGACAAGGACGAGGUGAACAUCAUCUCCGGAGCCCUGGAGCUGCGCAAGAAGACCGUCUCGGACGUGAUGACCAAGCUGGAGGACGUGUUCAUGUUGCCCAUCACCUCCGUGCUCGACUUCGAGACCAUGUCGGAGAUCGUCAAGUCCGGCUACUCCCGCAUCCCGGUUCAUGAAGGCGGGCGCACCAACAUCGUCACGGUGCUCUUCAUCAAGGACCUGGCGUUCGUGGACCCGGACGACAACACGCCGCUGCGCACCCUGUGCCAGUACUACCAGAACCCCUGCAACUUCGUCUUCGAGGACGUCACGUUGGACGUCAUGUUCAAGCAGUUCAAGGAAGGUCACAAAGGUCACAUGGCGUUUGUGCACCGCAUCAACAAUGAGGGCGAGGGAGACCCCUUCUACGAGACCAUCGGCCUCGUCACCCUGGAGGACGUCAUCGAGGAGAUGAUCCAGGCUGAGAUCAUCGACGAGACAGACGUGUUCAUGGACAACAGAUCGAAACGUCGCCGCAACCGUCCCCAGCACAAGCUGCAAGACUUCGCCGCGUUCGCCGAGCGCCACGAGAACCAGCGCAUCCACAUCUCGCCCCAGCUCACGCUCGCCACCUUCCAGUUCCUUAGCACAAGCGUGGACGCGUUCAAGCCGGACACGGUGUCGGAGACGGUGCUGCGGCGGCUGCUGCGCCAGGACGUGAUACAGUACAUCAAGCUGAAGGGCAAGGCCAAACGGGAGCCCAGCACCUACGUCUUCCAGCAGGGGAAACCGGUGGACUAUUUCGUGCUAAUACUGGAAGGUCGAGUGGAGGUGACGGUUGGUCGAGAGAACCUGGUCUUCGAAGCCGGACCCUUCACGUACUUCGGCUCGCAGGCUCUCACACAAAACGUUGGUGUCGCGGAGUCCCCGACCCCGUCCGCCAUGGGGUCGCUGCAGAACAUCAACAUGGAAGCAAUGCUGCGUCACACCUUCGUGCCGGACUACUCGGUGCGUGCCGUCACCGACGUGUACUACCUAACUGUUAAACGAUCUCUGUACUUGGCGGCCAAGAGGGCGACGCUGAUGGAGAAGGGCGCCUUGUCGAAGGGCGCCACAAACGAACAGUUCGACACCGAAGUCGAUAAGCUGCUGGAGUCCGUUGACGAGGACAUUAGCAUCAGCGGAGACCACAAAACUCCUUCCAGACAGGUGUCGCCGAACCCGCCAACGUCAGCGUCGCCGCUUACGCGCGCGUCGUUCGCAUCGCGCGCGUCGCCCGAACGCAACGGCGAGCUGUACGCCGCGCGCGCCGACGAGCAGGAGAAGUUGCUCAAGCACUGAGCUAACUAUACGCCGCCCACAAACCACUUAAUCGAUGAUUAGUUAACCCUUGUUUACUUAAACUAUGAUAAGUUAAUGUUCAUUUACCUUAACAAUUAUUAGUUAACGUUUAUUUACUUAACAGUGACUAAUCAUUGUUAAGUGUAAGUUAACACAGUUGCACUAAUGGAACUGUGCUAACUUAAACAAUGAUUAGACAAACUUUGUUCACUUAAACACUGUUUACUGAACGUUAAGUUGCUCAAGCACUUAAUCGAUGAUUAGUUAACAUUCAUUUACUUAAACAAUAAUCAGUUCAAGUUUUUUUACGUCAACAAUGUUUACUGAAUGAAGAGCUAGCACGGAAGCCACUUAAUUAUCGAUUAGAUAACGUUGAUUAUACUUAACAAUCAUUUAUGGAACGAGCAGAUUUUCAAAAACUGAGCGAACGAUUUAUCGAGAUAAUCGACGAAUCACUUAAACAAUGAUUAGUUCAAUUUCUCAACGAGUAAGAGAAGAUGCAUGAACAAGCAAUACGCCAAGAUACCACGCAUACCACUUAAUCAUUGGUUAACUGAAACAUUGAUUAUUUUAUAUUUUAUAAAAUGAGCAUUGUUUAAUUAAGUAGAGGUGGAUUGAAUAUUGUUUACAUUACAAGCAAUAAUGAGUAAAAAUUGUUAACAUUGAUUAGUUAAUCAAUGGUUAUUUAAACACCGAUUACUUAAACAAUAAUUACUUAAUCAAAUAAGCCCCAGUCACAUACAAUAUAACUCGUACAGGAAUAGCGUGGUGGGUGUACGCUACAGAUCAUUCUGUCAGAGUUAUUGGUGAUACACUAUGUACUUAACUGUUAGAAUAUUAUUUAUUUUAAAAAUACGAAAAUACCUUUUAAUUGCAUGACUUAGUUAUAAGUUGUUAUUAUUUUUUUUUAUGUUAUAAAUAAAAAUGUAUUUUUACAUCAGACAUGAUAAAUAAUUUAUAUUUUAAUUAAAUUAUUUAAAUUUUAAUUACUUAUAUUUAAAAUUUAAAAAUGCGAUUGGUUUCCCAAGUAUAAUUAGGUUUUUAUGAUUUUUUUUUAUUUAAAUUAAUAUAUAACGUUCAUAGUGAGCCUGUCGCGGUUUCUUUAUAUUUUUUAUUAAAAUAAAAUAAUUAUUAAUAACUGAAAAUUAGUCCUAUACUUAAGAUUCCUCAAAACAUUUUAUAUGAAAGAACAUAGUUUUAUAAUGUAACCAAGUACAAUUUACUAUGUUUGUAUUAUGUAUUAAAGUCUCAGACCAAUUACAAAUGGACCAGUAUCCCCUAAUUCACCAACAAAAUGGGGAUGAUGACUAGGUUUGAAUAUAUUGAUUUUUAUUUUACAUUCGGGUAAAUAAGGUCAAUGUUAACUAAUUUAUACAUAAAAAGCAAAGAUUGUCUGGAUAUUUGCAAAAUAAAUAAGAUUAUAAAAUUUCAAAUCUAUUAAAAAUCUUUUAUCGUAAUUAGAUGAAAAUUUAUACAGUUUUAGCUUCCUUACAUUAAAUGUGACAUUUUUUAAUGUGAACUAUAAACAAAUAACAAAGAUAUUAUUAAUUAUGUUUGAACGGUCAUAUAAAUCUAACAAUCAUUAUGUACCUACGACGUCAUUAAAUCGUAUCAUUUUGUAUGGGGCGUCUUUUAGGGAUCCGCGGCAGCGCCGCAAAUCUGACCCUUUAAAUCGCUGUAGCUCCGAAAGUAAUGAUCGCAGAUACCCUGUUACUUUUACAAAAUUGCUUUACUAUUAGCAUACUCUUAAUUUAUAUACAAUUUAAAAACUGUCAUCAUCCCUAUUGUCAUUUUUGAGGGGGACGAGGUAAACUCACACAUCCAAAAUAUUUAACACCAAUAAUAUAAACUGUGUCUAAAUCGUAAUACACACACAAUUUUAACACAAUAAAAAAUCGAUUUUUAUGUACACAUGAUCAUGAUCAUAUAGUUUUGACAGAGGGGUAACCUCUAGCGAGGCAGGUCCUAUACAAGGUAAUGGUCUGAGUAAUUGAUAGAUAAGAAAACACACAGGAGUCGGGGCGGAGGUGGGCGGGGAGCUGCCUAUGAUUAAAAAAAAAAUUCAAACAAUUUUAGCUACAAUAUUCAUCAACUUACUGAACUGAUUUUAAUGCAGUUUUCAGCAAUAGUUGGAGUGAUUCAAUAGGAAGGUUUAUAUGUAUAAAAAGUACAUUUUUUUUUUCGUUUAUUUUUUUUUAAUGAAUAAGAAUACAAUAAGAAAAUUAAGCUUACAUAAUUAUAUAUUAUACAGAAAUAUAUCAGGGAUUUAAAAAUCAGAGACAUUCUGUGCUACCACUGCUAUACUUCGUCACUUAAUAUGAAAUUUGCCUGGUGGGAGGCUUCGGCCGUGCCUAGUAACCACCCUACCGGCCAUGACGUACCGCCAAGUGAUUUAGCGUUCCGGUGCGAUGCUGUGUAGAAACCGAAAGGGGUGUGGAUUUUCAUUCUCCUCCUAACAAGUUAGCCCGAUUCCAUCUUAGACUGCAUCAUCACUUACCAUCAGGUGAGAUUGUAGUCAAGGGCUAACUUGUAAAGAAUAAUAAUAAAAAAAAAUAUUAAAUUAUUAUGGCAUUUCGUUGAAAUAAUUGUUUGCAAAAACGAAAAAUAACAAAAAUAUGAAGAACAAAGUACUUCACAAAAUAAACAAUACCAGCCAAAUGACAAAAAAUAACUAGGAUUUAAAAAGGCGGCCUUAUCGCUGCAUAGCGAUCUCUUCAAGGCAACCUUAAGUUUAGAAAAAAAAAAAGUUAAAUGUCACUUUAUAGGUUAAUUUUUACCUGCCUCGUAUCCUCCCCUGACUAUUGUGUGUUUAACGCUUGAAAUAUAUUUAAAUGUAUUAUUAUAUGUAUACUUAAAUACAAAAAUUGGCCUUAAACCCCUUAAAAGGUAGAUAAGUUUGUAACCUUAUGUAUAUAUAUAUAUAUAUAUUUUAAAUAUUCGCGAAACCCUUACUGUGUGCUCGACAAAGCAGUAACGCAAUACCUUCACUUUGGCCAACAUUGUGGCAAAUAUAAUUGUUGUCUUUGAAACGCUUGCAAUACAAGAUAGCCAACGCAAUGGCGUAUUACUGGCCAACUCCGCAAUACAAGAUAGCGUAUUGGCGUAUUACUGGCCAACUCCGCAAUACAAGAUAGCGUAUUGGCGUAUUACUGGCCAACUCCGCAAUACAAGAUAGCGUAUUGGCGUAUUACUGGCCAACUCCGCAAUACAAGAUAGCCAACGCAAUGGCGUAUUACUGGCCAACUCCGCAAUACAAGAUAGCGUAUUGGCGUAUUACUGGCCAACUCCGCAAUACAAGAUAGCGUAUUAGCGUAUUACUGGCCAACUCCGUAAUACAAGAUAGCGUAUUGGCGUAUUACUGGCCAACUCCGCAAUACAAGAUAGCGUAUUGGCGUAUUACUGGCCAACUCCGGAAUACAAGAUAGCGUAUUGGCAUAUUACUGGCCAACUCCGCAAUACAAGAUAGCAUAUUGGCGUAUUACUGGCCAACUCCGCAAUACAAGAUAGCGUAUUGGCGUAUUACUGGCCAACUCCGCAAUACAAGAUAGCGUAUUGGCGUAUUACUGGCCAAUGUUCUAACGUCAAGAGCUGUAGAAGAAACAACCACAAUAUUCGACGCAUUGUUGGUCAACGGUCAAUAGCUUAUUGGCCAACAUAUAGAGGGUGUAUAAAACAGCUGCCGGAUACGGUGUGUAUAUCUAUCUAUUAUAGUGGAAAUGUUUGUUUGUAUGUAUGUAUAGUCGGAUGAAGACGUUUCCAGACAUCGUGCGUUUAGCUGCGCACUAACAUAUUAGGUAUCACCGGUAACGUAGGGGCGCGGCGGCGGGGCAUCAAACCGCGCUCUCUCUAGUCUCGAUUUAUCCGACUAUACCUUUGCUUAAAGGGGUUGUUUGCAGAAACUAUCUAAUAGAUUGUGUAUUGUAGACAGACUCAUGAUGAGUGACUUAGGCUUACUUUAAAUGGGCCUUUUCAAGCGGAAAAAGUCGCAGAUGUCUGCUAGUUUAGAAAAUGAAAUUCUUGGGUACAGUCAUCCGUCGUAAGCUGAUAUACAUAUACAGUGUGUCCCGUAUAUAUUUCGACAUACUCUACAGGGUGAUAGCUGACAUUAACUUUUUGGCUGGUGGGAGGCUUCGGCCGUGGCUAGUUACCACCCUACCGACAAAGACGUACCGCCAAGCGAUUGAGCGUUCCGGUACGAUGCCGUGUAGAAACCGAAAGGGGUGUGGAUUUUCAUCCUCCUCCUAACAAGUUAGCCCGCUUCCAUCUUAGACUGCAUCAUCACUUACCAUCAGAGAUUGUAGUCAAGGGCUAACUUGUAAAGAAUUAAAAAAAAAAACCGUAAAAUUUCGGCCAACAUAUAUAUUGCGUUAUUGUAAUAGGCCUUGUUAACUAUCGUCCUGUAGAGUAUGUUGUAUUUACGGGACACCCUGUAAUAUACAUUAAUACUUGACUGUAUAUUUGUUUGUUUUAAAUUAAUUAAUAAUUAGCAGAAGUAUCUGAAAUUGUUUUAAAUAGUUUUCUUUUUUACAUAAAUGAAAAAUAAUUUAAUUUAAAUUAAUUUUUCAAUAAAUAUACAGUCAAUAUUUUUAACAUAUAUAGAUAUCUCUAUCUAGCAUAAGAAAUAUACAAGGAAUUAGAAAGGGACGCACUGUUUUAUAGAUAUUAACACUGCACGUAGUUUUACAUGUCUAUAUUUUAAUUGUUAGACAAAUAAAUUAAUAAGUAUUGAAAAAAGAAACAAAGCCAAAAACAUUGUACGUAAUACCUCCACUAUGAUUUAUUAUAUAAAUAUUAAUAAUAAUAAUAAUAAUAAACUAUAGAUCGCGAAAAAUCAGAUCCAUAAAUAUAUACAGGGUGCUCGAGAGUAUUUUCCAUAAUUCUAGGGUUAUAUUCUUUAUGGAAAAUUAAUUAAUAUUUUCGUAGUAAAAAAAAUCUUUUGUAAAUAGAUCUUAAAAUGUGUCCCUUAUCGCAUCCCUAUAUUAUGACCUAGUAAAAAUUAUUCAUUUUUGAAUAUCAUGAAGUAGCUUACUAGUGAAAUGCGGAAGUAAAAAAAAAAAUAUUUUGUAAAUAGAUCUUAAAUUGUGUUCCUUAUAUCGCAUCCCUAUAUUAUGACCUAGUCAAAUUUAUUCAUUGAUAAAUAUUAUGAAGUAGCUUACUAGUGAAAUGCGGAAGUAAAAAAAAAAUAUUUUGUAAAUAGAUCUUAAAUUGUGUCCCUUAUAUCGCAUCCUUAUAUUAUGACCUAGCCGAUAGCCUUAGUCAUUGAUAAAUAUCAUGAAGUAGCUUACUAGUGAAGUUGUGCCAGUUGCAAUAUCUCGUCGAUAUCGACAGUCUUACCACUACGAUUACGUAUUUUUAAAUGCAAGGAUAGAUAAAGGCGUGUGUUACAUGUAUGGUCGGAAUUAUUUGAAUUACUUUGUAUAAAAAAAAACAUGAAGUUUUUUUUUUAAUUAAAAAAAAAAUAAGCAGUUCGGCUCCUAUAAGUCGACUUGACAACCCCUUGAAGUUAUGGGAUAUUCUCCCGAGCAUCCUGUAUAUAAAGAACGAUGGACAAGAAUAUAUCCUUUUUUUUAUUUUUAUUUCCGUAAAAAAAAAAGAAAAUUUCUAUCACAAACAAUACUCGUCUAUAACUUUAAAAAAAAUAUAUAGAAAAAUUACAACAUAAUAUACAAAUUAAAUUUAAUUUUGAAUUUAGUGUAAAACAUAAAAACCAAAAUAAACGGCCUAUUUAUUAAAUAAAAUACUAUUACAUAAUAAUCACAAGGACAAUAAUGUUAAUCAUAUAAAAAAUUCUUGCGUUUUUUCUUUUUUUGCUUUUGUGGACUAAGGGACACUUACCAUCAGGUGAACCAUCUGCCUGUUAUAUUCAGCCAUUUGUAUAAUAAAAUAUGCUAAUUCGAGCAUUAGUAUAGACAGACAUAAGCAAGGAAAAUCCUUAAAUAGAAAAUUGUGAUUUAAUUAGAUCUGUUUUUUUUAGUUUAUAUAUACAGUAUAGCUUGGCACGUCCGUUGACUCUCAUGGUAUGCGGGCGACGGGGAGGGCAGGACUGCGCGGGUGUGACGUCGUGCGCGCGUGGCUGAGGCUGGAAGUGGGGCGCAUCAGUUGUGAUUUUAUCUGUCAUCGCUACCCGCCUCCCGACCCCCGCGAACCAUCGAGAGUAUUACGAACUAAUUUGCCAUGCUAUAGUGUUGUGUUGGUGAUUUUGUAGAUUAAAAAAUACUACUUAAUAUAUGGUUUACGAUCUGAUCAGAGAAAUUGCAAAGAAAUGGUUAGUGAAAUUAAAAGAAAAUGGUUAUGGAAAUCGAAAAGAAAUGGUUAGGGACAUGGUCAAGGAAAUUUUUCUCAAAUUAGUAAAGCCGUUUACAUUUUAUAGAUUAUUUUAUGACUAAUUAAUAAUAGGUACAUAUUUUUUAUUAUUAUAACUUAUUUUUAGUAUAUUUUCUCUUAUAGAUAUUCCAAUGCGCCAAUGUAAUACAAUUAAGUCCGCGAACCGGGUGUAGCGUUUUUUUUAACGCAGCGUUUUCCGCUUGCCAUUAUUUAGUGAACACGUAGAACGGGCAGCGAAUAUUUUAAAUUAUUUACAAUGUACUUAUUACCUAUUCACUUUAAUUUAAACCAAAAAUCCGACUACUGAGUCGAGAGGUCGUGAGCUAAUUGCUAGUGCAAAGCUAAUUGCUAAUUGCUAGUGCAAAUAAUAGUAUUUUUCGUUACAAGAAUAGUCCCAUUGUUCAACAGAUGGAUGGUUUCAUAACUAAACAUCAAAUAAAUUAAUUGAAAAAAUUUAGGUAUUUUAUGGAACUUGAAAAAAAAAAUGAUAUUCAUAUCCUUUUUUUAUUAUAAGUACUUAUAUUUUUUGCACUUCUAGCAUUUUUAACACUAUAUCAAGUCGGUCAAACGGAUUAAUACGCUAUGUAAAAUCUGCUUUCAUAAUAUAGUAAAAUGUUUGUCAAAAGUAUUUUUAAUAUAUAUUUCCAAACAGUUUAAAAAUUGUAAAGCCAAACCAUAAUACAAUGCUCUAGUACGUACGGUAUACGAUGAGGGUACGAUGAGGAUCUAAUUAUUGUAUUGGUUCGAAGUUUUUUAAUAAACGUUUGCCCGCUCUGUGUGUUCACAGCUUUAUGUGAGCAUUUAUUGUGUUGUUGUGUUGUUAAUAAUUGUGAUUUUAUAUGAAAAUCGAAUAUUAAUUGUAAGAAUCAAUAAUAAUGUACGCCGUUUUAUUUGUUUAUAAUAAACACCGUUAGCAUA